ACCCGUUCCAGUUCAGUGAGAGAAACAUGAACUUCGAAUCACCCUUAUUGCCAGUCCCGGAGAUUUUGGCUGCCUUCAGAGAAUCUGACGUGAAUCUGAAUGAAAAUGAUUUGAGCAGACCUGAUCCGAGGAGAUGGAGAGAGAUUUAUGGUCAAAUAUUUGAAUGGCUGACUUCGCGGUCUAUCGAGCAAGCAACACAGUCCUUGUGCCGCACUCUUCCGAUGCGAACUACCCACCCUGAGCUAUACGAAGAAGGGUUUGCACAGAUGGCUUUUACGCUCUGCAUGCAGAGGGUUUUGUGCAGCUGUGGUUUUGAAAGUUUUUCUGUGGAAGAUGUCAUAGCGCCCACUGCACAGCGGUCUUCAAGGAUUUUAAGUGCCUUCAUCAACUUUUCUCGUCACUCUGAGAUCAGAAGGGCAUUUGCAGAUGAGGAGAAACAGAAUAUAGAGCGAUCAAGAGGAGAGUAUGACAGUGUGGUGAACAGGCAGAGAGAACUCAAGAGCAAACUGGCCAAAAUGAAUGAAACUCGGGAGCAGAGGGAAACGGAAAAACAGCAACUUCAAGAGGAGCAGGAGCAGGCGAAGCGGCAGAUGAUGGAGCUGGGGAAGCAGCAGGAGGCCGAGCUGAGGAGUGUGGACGAGCUCAAGCUGCUCCUCUCGGAAAGGGAAAAACUGGCCGAAAAUCUCAAGCACCAGAUCUCAGAGGUCCAACUGGAGAUCGAAAAAUUGUCCAGUAAAAUCAUCCACUCUCCGGAGAGAUACAAGCAGGAGCAGGAACGUCUUCAGAAGCGAGUUCACGAACUGAAGGAGGAACUGGCGCGGAAGGAGCAGAUUCUCUCUGAGAACAGACAGCUCUUGGAACAAACGGAAGGAAAGAGACUUGCUGCAGAGAGGGCGGUGAAGACAAGCGUCGAAGUCCAAGGGUGUUUGGACAAGGAAAAUGAGGUUGCGAGCAAAAUCCAGAAAGUUAUGGAACGUCGUAACGAACUGCGAGACAAACACAAUCAGCUGUACAAACAACAGGAGGAUCUGGCGGAGAAGCUGACGGUCAGACAGGAGCAGAAGCGACAGAUCUUUCUCCAAACCGACAUCAACAAACAACACCAGCACCAGAAGUUGACAGACCUCAGGCAGUACAAGGAGAAGAAAGAGGAAGACAUGAGGAGUCUGAAGGCAGCCAUCGAGCAAGUGGGGAACAAAACGUCGUACGUCCUACAGGAGGCGAAUGAAAUCGAUCGACAAGUCGAGGAAGAGAAACAGGAGUGGCAGAAAGAGUUUACGGAGCAACUGAAUGAGAUCGACGCCGUGCAUUCAAUAGUCGCUGAUGGUUUUGCGGAUUUCAGAAUGACAAUGACAGACAACUGAAUUAUCCCAAGUAGUUUUUAAUUUGUUUUAAAUUCAUGCUAAACGUAUUAGCUACUAUUUUUGUCAACCAAUGUCAUUUGGAAAAGGAAAGUAUGUGACAAUAUUAUUACCAGUUUUCUACCUUUGCAUGAAGUUAUUGGUGAAAUAUCUGUUUGCUUUGUUCAUAACUGUAAAUAAAUGUUCAUGAAAGUGCUAAUGAUA
Molecule: messenger RNA, 1565 nt
Organism: Aplysia californica (California sea hare)
Lineage: Eukaryota; Metazoa; Mollusca; Gastropoda; Aplysiida; Aplysiidae
Product: golgin subfamily A member 6-like protein 22
Exons: 13
Coding region: 27-1364 (445 amino acids)
Biological process (GO): meiotic chromosome segregation; kinetochore organization; attachment of mitotic spindle microtubules to kinetochore
Cellular component (GO): Ndc80 complex; kinetochore
Molecular function (GO): protein-containing complex binding
Source: RefSeq, a predicted model, not a curated record